Molecule: messenger RNA, 4815 nt
Organism: Penicillium pulvis
Lineage: Eukaryota; Fungi; Ascomycota; Eurotiomycetes; Eurotiales; Aspergillaceae
Product: transferase family protein
Exons: 7
Coding region: 1-4815 (1604 amino acids)
Source: RefSeq, a predicted model, not a curated record
AUGGCUCCAAUGGAAAUUUAUUCUGGCCAAUCGACUUGGAGAACUGCAAAGAGCCAUAUCAAACCUAAUGAAGUCCCUCCAAGCGAAUCUUCAGACCCUGCAAACAAUGUGCAGGAGAUCUCGCGGCUCAUCCUUGAUAUCUUCCUCGCGUACGCUCUCAAUAAAUUUGAGUAUACAGAAGACCAUCUUGAGGGCUCUAAAAACGGUUUUCUUUCUGUCAUUGCUCGGUUUGUUAUCAAAGGAGAGCGUGUACAGGCUUGCCUUCCAGCUUUUCCCUUCAAGUCAUCCAAUAAAGUGUACAAGGUCCUCGGCAGCCUGCCAGACAAGGCAGAGGAGCUGGCUCUUGAACGAUUGAACACGUUGUGUCUGCGCGUUCAGGAAAUCUACGCUCCAGGCGCUGAGAUUGUUAUCGUCUCCGAUGGAAUUACCUAUAACGACCUACUGUGCAUUUCCGACCAGGAAACCUGGAUUUAUGGCGAAGCCCUACGUGAGAUCGUUGUUAAAAAAGACUUCAACAACAUCUUGUUCUCGAGAAUCAGAGACCUUCUCGACUUCCCGCUACCAGAGAAGUUGAACGAAAUUAUCUACGUGGCUAACUGUACCACAUUCCGUCGCUUGCUCUUGAAUAAGUACGGGGAUGACAACCUUGACAUCGACCAUCAAAUUGCCACUGAUCCAGAUGUCAAGUUGACAUAUCUUGGAUACAAACGAUUUUUGGAAUCUGACCUUCAAUACAUCUUCCCUCGAGGGAAAGGUCGUUCCGCACACAGCUACAAGCGGGAUUGCAAGUAUCUGGCCAAACAGAUGCUCAGAAGAGGAUAUGCAUUUGCAGCGGCAAUCCAGAAUGCCUUCCCCAGCCAUCUGCGACUUUCAAUUCAUGAGUCCGUUUGCGGUACCAAGCUACCUAUAAGUUUGCUAAACACAAAGACUGGUUUCACGACCCCAUGGCACUGCAGUGUAGCCCAAUUGGCAGAUGGGGAAUGGGUUAGUGGUCCCAUGGGUGAAUUUAGCCAAGAUGGCCGUCUUCAACUGGUUCACGUCGAUGGGAAGCCCAGUCACUACCAGGAAAUGUUACACCAUGAAGGCAGUCCCCCUAUCAGUGAGGAGAAUGCGAGCUAUCUCCAAUCUGCGAAGUCGAUCAAUAUCAACCAAUAUAAAAAUGGGGCUUUGCAAAUGGCACGACUUGAGUCAUCAUCCAGCGAAAUCUCGCUCUUUUCUGAGGGUAACAUGUCAGAAAGCGCUUCUACCACGCCAGAGAUUCCACCAAAUCGACUAUUCACGGCGGAAGAUAUUGUAUUAAAUGUCACUAUGGACAAGAGCCUUGGCAAUACGGCACUGGGAGAGGAGACGAAGAGUGCUCUGUCAAUACCCUAUGGCAGAAGACUUAUUCCUCAGAUAAUGGACAACAUUGCUGCUAUCGAACCAGGAAGGACAGUAUUUUCCCUCGCAACGCUUUCUAAUGGGUCCCUUGAGCUGGAACCUGUCACCGCCUUGCUUUUCGCCAGAGCAGUCAACAAAACUGCUUCUUGGCUUCGCCAUCAAAUUGGCAUUUCAAGCACAAUCCAACCCCUGGCCUACAUUGGACCACAUGAUCUGAGACAUAUCUUGUUGACUUAUGCAUGUGUGAAGGCGGGUUAUGCGGCUCUUUUCUUAUCCCCAAAGAAUAAUGUGGAUGCAGUUCUUGCAGUGCUCGAGGCAACGGGUUGUAUUAUCUGGGUCAAUGCAGUCGACGCCUCUCCGUCACCCAUGGUUGAAGAGGUUCUUGAAAGACGAUCAAUGACUUCUUUAGAGCUUCCUCUGCUGAGAGAGCUUCUUGAUGCCGAGUAUAGUGAAUCUUUCCCAUACACAAAGUCAUUUGAAGAGGCUAUCAACGAACCAUUCUGCUUCCUACAUACAUCAGGAAGUACUGGGCUACCUAAACCUAUUCCAUGGUCUCAUGGUUUGAUUGGAACUAUGGAUGCAGUCAGAUUACUACCACCAAUUGGUGAGAAUGCUGAUCUUGUUCCAUGGACCUCAGACUGGAACGAGCGAGAUAAGAUAUACUCUUCAUUUCCGAUGAGCCAUGGCGCUGGUAUUAUCAUGAAUAUCCUGAUGCCUGCAUUUUUCAACCUUCAUUGUAUUUUAGGGCCAGUUGGCGUUUUGCCAAAUCUCAAUCUUGUUGAGAGAUUGGCCAUGGAUGCGAAGAUUGAUAUUUGGAGUAUGGUCCCAUCUCUCGUCGAUGAGUUGGGCGAAACCCCCGACAUUUUGACAAAAUUACAGCUGAGCAAGUUUAUCUGUGCAUCCGGCGGUCCUAUCAGCCCCGUCAGCGCUGGCAAGGUGAAUGAGGUGGUGAGGGUGCUCAAUUUGACAGGUACCACCGAAGGCCUGUUCAUUGGCAAUUUAAAGACAUCACGGGAGGACUGGUUCUGGUUCUGCUUUCACCCUUACUCUGGCUUCGAGUUCAAAGAGCAUGAAGCGGAUACCUAUGAGCACUGGGUGCAUCGCAACGAGCAUUGGCCCCUCUUCCAAGGCAUCUUUCAUACUUUCCCAAAUGAGGAUUCGAUAAACUUCAAAGAUCUGUACAUGAAGCACCCUACCAAGCCCAACCUGUGGGCUUUUAGUGGCAGAAGUGAUGAUCUUGUUGUCUUGUCAAAUGGGUAUAAGAUAUCGCCACUGGAGACGGAGGCAUUUAUUACCACGCACCAAGCCAUCAAUGGAUGUCUUAUCUUUGGAACCGGAAAGCCUCAAGCCGGACUACUCAUUGAGCUGAAAGACCCGUCAAGCAAGCCAACUGCGCUCAUUGACAGUGUCUGGCAAAAGAUCGAGGAGGCAAAUUCUAUGUCUCGACACAAAAAUCAGUUACUGAAAGAGUUUGUCACUUUUACGCUACCUGACAAGCCCUUCCUCCGAACGGAUAAAGGCACCGUGAAAAGAGCAGCUACCUUGGCUUUGUAUGCAGACUACAUUGAGCGCUUCUACGGUUCUCGCAGCGAUAAUCUAGAUGAGACUAUUGAUCUUGAUCUGACCUCUGACAAUGCGGUGCAGGACUCGAUCCGUACAAUCCUCAGCUCUUCACUGCCUGAAGCCCAAGUCGCCCUUCCAAAUGCAGAUCUAUUUGCACUUGGACUUGACUCGCUCGGAGUCUUUGGAGCUGUCAAGACGAUUCGAGUAGUUUCAGGUCUAGGGGAGAAAAUAGCUCCUCGACAUAUUUACGCAAGUCCCACCAUCGCGGGCCUUGCCGCCACUGUCACUCGAUUAAUGAAUGGGCUACAAUGUAACAAUAUGAUCAGGCCAUUCGACAAGAUACGGGAUGAUACCUUGGGGAUGAACGCCAUGGUCGCCCAGCACAAGGCGCGCCAGUCGUUCCGCUUGAAUGCCUUCGACUACGUCAACCCCAACCACGGUAUGGGCAUCGUCCUCUACUUCCCUAUUCACAAGGAAAUGGCAUUCAAGCAAGUCUUUGAAAAUCUUCAACAGGGACUUAACCGAACAUUCGAUAUGAUCCCAGCUCUGAGUGGGAAAAUGAUGUACUGCUCGGAGCAGGAAAUCGGAUAUACUAAAGGAGACCUUUGCGUUACUAUCCCGCCACUUUCCAUGGCAGCUUCUGUCCAUAAUCGCCUUAACUGGCUUUCCCCCUCGGCCUUCAAAGAUGGUCUCGUCCUGCGGGACGAUCCAUUCCCUCAACUCCCUGCUGAUAUUUUCUCCGGUCAAGUGAACUUCGUCUCCGGUGGUUGUGUCGUGGCGAUUGACCUGAAUCACUGCUGCCUCGACGGACUGGGAGCCAUGGUCGUGCUGAAGGCUUGGGCAGAAAAUUGCAGAUAUUUGCAAGGUGAUCAAACUGCAACUUGCAGCUGGUACGACCCCGAAAGCUUCAAUCACAGCUUACCGGAGAUCAUUCAUGAGCAAGAAGGUUGGGCUCGACCGAUGGAGGAAAUUGACCCCGGAACGUGGGGAUUCUUGCCAUUUCUCCCACCUGACGGCAACAAAUGCAGAAAACGCGUUUCAGUUCACGACACCACAUCCACCACCAAGGGCCAUACACUACCUCCUGCCCCUGAAUUUGUUUUGCAUAAUAACUGGCCACUCCCCUGCGCUGAAAGAUGUCUCAAAACAACAACGUUCCUGAUUAGGCCCGAGAAGCUCGAGAAAAUGAAGUACGAUGUCAUGGCCGAUCCCGAAGCCAAAGGAGUCAUCACAUCAAUUAGUGACAUUGUGCAAGCCUUCCUGUGGAGAUCUGCUAUCAGAGUACGAUAUCAGGUUGCCAAGCAGAUUCGAAAACAGACCUUCAGGUCUGACGAGAUGUCCAUUCUUGAGCUACCAACCGAUGCCCGGCCGUUCUUCUCUUCCGUAUUGCCCUCAACGUAUAUGGGAAGUAUGCUCAUUAUCAACCGAUCUACCAUGCCUAUCGAGAAACUCUGUUCUGAUGAGACUAGUAUUGGCCGCGUCGCUUAUUUGCUCCGUCAGUCUGCUGCGCGCGUCACCACUUCAGUUGUGCACGACGCGUUUUCAAUCUUACAGUCUUUGCCAGACUAUAGCCGAUUCUCUACCGCUAACAUGGGCAUUGAGCACAUGCACGCUAUGAUAUCCAACAUGAUGCUCUUCCCGACAGAUGAAGUCUGCUUUGGAAACGCGUUUUUUGCAAACCGAGGACAGCCGGAAUGUUUGAGGCCACAGCUUGAGCGCGGAAAUGGGCGAUUCCGAUUUCUGGUAGUACUUCCCAUCAGGAAAGAUGGGGGCGUUGAGCUUGUUUUAGGCACUCACCCAGAGGAGUUGGACGUGUUCCUGGCGGAUGAAAGUUUCACGAAGUACGCAACACUUGUAGAUACGUGUUCUUGA